This is a messenger RNA of Phalaenopsis equestris, 3092 nucleotides long. Its product is annotated as pentatricopeptide repeat-containing protein At2g27610. The transcript has 3 exons. Lineage: Eukaryota; Viridiplantae; Streptophyta; Magnoliopsida; Asparagales; Orchidaceae. The record is from RefSeq and is a predicted model, not a curated record. The coding region runs from base 230 to 2374 and encodes 714 amino acids. Gene Ontology annotation, molecular function: zinc ion binding; RNA binding; protein binding. Gene Ontology annotation, biological process: RNA modification.
AUUCAGAGUAUAUAUAUAUAUAUUAAAAAAGUAGUAUUUUGAAAUACCGAUCCCUAAGGGUGUGCGUUGGUUCUCCACGAGAAUAACUCGAGCCAGACGAUAUAGAUCACAUCAUGGCGUGUGUUCGAUGACGUGGUGUGAUCUACGCGCGCGACAUGAUACGGGCCUCUUACAGAACUGAGGCGAAUUCAUACCAAAGAUUUAACAUGCACACGACCUGUUCGAUGAAAUGCUUCAAAGAGGUGUAUUCAGUUGGACCUCCCUGUUCGCCGAAUACAUGCGGAAUGGACUCCAAGCUCAGAUCUUGGAUAUCUUCUUCCAAAUGCAAAGCGAAGGAGUGAGACCCAACACGUUCACCUUUGCUUCCGCUCUCGCUUCAGCUGCCACUGGAGGCGAGUUGCAGAAAGGGACGAUAGUGCACGGCCAGCUGAUCAAAUCUGGACAUGAAGCCACCGUCUUUGUCUGCAACUCACUGAUGAACAUGUACUCAAAGUGCAGGCUCAUUAAGAAUUCAAAAUCAGUUUUUGAAGCCUUGGAGCACCGAAAUUCCAUUUCUUGGAAUUCAAUGAUGGCAGGUCUUGUUUCCAACGGUUCCUACACUGAAGCACUCGAAUUUUACUUCCAGAUGAGGGUUGAAGGCAUAAAGCCAACCCAAUCGAGCUUCGUCACCGCGAUAAACAUAUGUGCUAAUCUUAAAAACCUGGUUUUUGCAAGGCAGCUUCAUGGCUGCGUGGUGAAAGAAGGCUAUGGGCUUGAUGGGAAUAGCUUGACUGCUCUCUUGGUGGCUUAUAUUAAGUGUGCUGAAAUGGAAGAUGCCCUCAAACUCUUCUAUUUGACACCAGAAACUCGCAAUGUGGUCUCUUUCACUGCUUUGAUUGGUGGGUGUGCACAGAAUGGUAGCAAUGACAGAGCUGCUGUUAUUUUUUCUGAAAUGAGGAAGGAUGGAGUUGAGCCCAAUGACUUCACUUACUCCACUGUACUAACUGCUGCUCCCAUGGUUUCUCCAUUUCUCAUUCAUUGCCUCCUUAUAAAAACAAGAUAUGAAUGUUUUCCUUCAGUAGGCACAGCUCUCCUUGAUGCUUAUACAAAGUUUGGAAACCUUGAUGAUGCAUUAAUGGUUUUUGAGAAGAUAGAAGACAAGGAUGUUGUGGCAUGGUCAGCCAUGGUGGCUUCUUAUUCCCAAGCCGGGGACACUGAGGCUUCUAUCAGGCUGUUCAUGGAGAUGGCUAGAGAAGGAGUUGUGCCCAAUCAGUUUACCAUAUCAAGCAUCAUUAAUGUCUGUGCGAGCGCCACGGCGGGGGUGGAUCAAGGGAGACAAUUCCAUGCUGAAUCAAUUAAGUUAAGGCUGCAGGAUGAUAUUUGUGUGAGCAGCGCUCUACUCACCAUGUAUGCAAAGAAAGGGAGCAUUGAAAAUGCUUAUAAAGUGUUUGAGAGGCAAUCUGCAAGAGAUUUGGUGUCAUGGAAUUCAAUGAUUUCUGGUUUUGCCCGCCAUGGUUAUGGAAAAAAAGCUCUUGAUAUCUUCGCAGAUAUGGAAGCUCAAGGGCUGGAAAUGGAUGACAUAACCUUGAUUGGAGUAAUCAUGGCUUGCACACACACAGGUUUUGUUGAAGAAGGUAAGAGGUAUCUCAAUUUGAUGGUUAAGGAACAUGGUAUUCGGCCGACGAUGGAGGUCUACGCCUGCAUGGUCGAUCUUUACGGCCGCGCCGGUGAGCUCGAGGAAGCCAUGAAGCUCAUCAAAGGCAUGCCCUUCGAAGCAGACGCAAUGGUGUGGCGAGUUCUUUUGGGUGUUUGUAGAGUUCACAGGAAUAUGGAGCUUGGAGAAAUUGCAGCAGAGAACUUGAUCAAACUGGAGCCACAAGACUCUGCUGCCUAUGUCCUCUUGUCCAAUAUCUAUGCUGCAGAAGGAGAAUGGGAGAAGAGGGGUAGAAUAAGGAGGAUGAUGGAGGAGAGAAGGGUUAGGAAGGAAGCUGGACUCAGCUGGAUUCAGGUGAGGAACAAGGUUCAUGCUUUCAUGGCUUCUGAUACAUCUCAUGCUUUAUCUGAUCAGAUAUAUCGAAAGCUGGAAGAGAUGAAGCUGAGACUGAGGGAAAAAGGAUAUGUUCCUGAUACAAAUUUUGUGCUUCAUGAUCUGGAAGAUGAGCAUAAAGAAGCUCUGCUGGCUCAGCACAGUGAGAGACUGGCCAUGGCUUUUGGACUGAUCUCAACUCCUGAAGGAAGUCCUUUGCAGAUAGUGAAGAACCUGCGGGUUUGUGGUGAUUGCCAUACAGUGAUGAAAUUAAUGUCGGACAUUGAAGGGAGGGAGAUUGUUGUGAGGGAUUCAAACAGGUUUCAUCACUUUAAGGGCGGGUCUUGCUCUUGUGGGGAUUUCUGGUGAGGCUUUUUUAGACAAUUAGCAUAAGUUUUUAGAGGAGCAUUAAUGGAGAAGUGUCCUUAUUGUAAGUACAUGAGAAUUGUGUGCUAUGUACCUAACUUUUGUUAUGUUGUGGAGCCCGAAGCACCCAUUCUUGCUAGACAGCUACACGCACCAGCAGGUGGCGUGGCGCAUCCGCACGUGCACAUGGACGACGCACGAGCGCACCACAGGCAAUUCCUUCGGUUCAAUUUCCAUAUAUUUUUGAUUUCAGGCAACAACCAAAUUAAUCUCCACACAUGCAUUUCUUCUAUGAGGUUUCCGUGAAGUGAUGGGUUGGAGAGGAGGAUUUCUGCCAACAUUUCUCUUGAGGGAUCGACAAGAAGCAUUUGAAGCGAUGUUUUGCAAGUUUCAUUGUUUGUAGAGAAGAGAUCCGAGUGAAUUUUCUAUACUUUUCUGAUUUUCUAGAAUCAGUGUGAUCCGAUUCUACAUUGUGAUUUUGGUUAUAACUAGAUGGAAUGCAGAAGAUAAGGACUGAGGCAAAAAGAUAAGAUGAAUAUAACUCAGAAAUGGAAUGCAAGGCUAAAGAUAAGAACAAGCAGUUCAAUUUGCUUAUCAUCUGCAGGACUGAGGCCGACAUAGAGCUUUGCUUAGUCAGUAUUCUUGGAGGGUUGCUUUGGGCUGCCCAUGGUGGCUGUGCUAUCUUAGAAAAAUAAAAUAAAAUAAAUUAAAAAUAACAUGA